UCUCUCUCUCUCUCUCUCUCUCUCUCUCUCUCUCUCUCUCUCUCUCUGGUCUCGGCCGUGACGGUCAGCUCACAAGAGGUGCUUCCUCCAACAUUGCGCCGGGGCCGUAGAAGUGCACCGGGUGGCAAGUCCGCCUAGCUAUUUCCAAACAAAGAAUCAACACCAACAAGCCCAAGUUUGCGUAGGAUGGAGGAGGAAUGCAAUGUGCUGGAGAGUAUACUUGACGGAAGCAUGAAACCGACGGAUCUACGGUUUUCCCUUCUCGAGAAGAUUACAGCAAAUUUUUCUGAGGAGCGAAGAAUUGGUGUGGGUGGAUUCGCAGUGGUGUACAAGGGUGUCCUCCAAAAUGACGAAGUUGCUGUGAAGAGGAUUAUGAACAACAUGACGAUUGAUGAGACACUAUUUCGUCGGGAGGUCAAUAGCCUGAUGCAGGUCAACCAUCAGAAUAUAGUCCGGUUUCUUGGCUUCUGCUCCAAUACAACACAUAAACAACUGAAAUAUGAAGGACGAUACAUUUACGCUGAGAGUAGAGAGAGAUUACUAUGCUUCGAGUACAUAAAAAAGGGAAGCCUUGAUAAAUAUAUUACAGAUGAAUUAAGGGGACUUGCAUGGAAUACACGGUAUAAUAUAAUCAAAGGAAUAUGCAAGGGACUGGAGUAUCUUCACAUGGAUAGGCAUAUCGUUCAUAUGGACUUGAAACCAGCUAAUAUACUAUUAGACAAUGAUAUGAUGGCCAAGAUUACUGAUUUUGGGUUAUCGAGAAUGGACGAAAGUUCAAGAACCACAAGUACAAACCGCUUUAUUUCACCGGGAUACUGUGCUCCAGAAUAUCUACUCCAUGGAAAAAUAUCAGUCAAGUCUGAUGUGUAUAGCCUCGGUGUUAUAAUAAUCGAACUGGUGACAGGGCAGAGGCAUAUUUCUGAUAAAAAUAAUGUACUUAGAAGAUGGAGGCAUAGAUGGAAUAUAUCAGGGCAAGAAACACCAUGCAUAUAUCAACAAGUAGCUAAAGUUAUCGAAAUUGGGCUACUCUGCAAGGAAAGUGACCCCUAUAAGAGG
Molecule: messenger RNA, 1056 nt
Organism: Triticum dicoccoides
Lineage: Eukaryota; Viridiplantae; Streptophyta; Magnoliopsida; Poales; Poaceae
Product: cysteine-rich receptor-like protein kinase 29
Exons: 7
Biological process (GO): protein phosphorylation
Molecular function (GO): ATP binding; protein kinase activity
Source: RefSeq, a predicted model, not a curated record